AAUGAUUUCCGUCAAUUGAAUAAAUUAAUUGCGUGGUCCACAAAAUAUGGUGUCGCUUCUUUCCGUCUCAUUUGAGUCAUAUAAUUAUAUAGCGUAUGUACGCAUUCCAUUGCUCUCAAUAUCUCUCUCAUCUUCCAUUCCAUCGAUGAGGACGAUGAUAGACUUAGGGAGUGGGCGCCUCCACAGAAGGAUCGAGAGUCCGACCUCCGUGGAUUGCGGGCGCCAAGUAAGGGUGCGGCGGUCCCUCCGCAGCCUGGUGGAGUGCAUGAUCCCGGCGUGCUGCGCGUCGGAGUCGGUGUGGAGCGAGUCCGAGAGCAGCAGCAGCAGCGCCGUGACGUGCACCUUCUUCGGGCAGCGCAAGGGCAGGGUGAGCUUCUGCAUCCAAGAGGACAGCAAGGCGGCCCCUAUCCUCCUCCUCGAGUUCUCCGUCCCAACCGCCUACCUCGCCAGAGAGAUGCAGCACGGCCUCCUCCGCAUCGCCCUCGAGUCCCACCGCCGCCAUCUCUGGUCCAUGUAUUGCAACGGCAGGAAGGUCGGCUUCGCCAUCACCCGCCACAUGACGCCAGCCGACGCCGCCCUGCUCAGCCUCAUGCAGUCCGUUUCUGUCGGGGCUGGCCUGCUGCCGGACGCCGACCUCUUGUAUUUGAGAGCCACUUUCGACAGAGUCGUAGGCUCGCCGGACUCCGAGUCCUUUCACAUGAGAAAUCCCGCGGGAAGCUCCGCCCAGGAGCUCACUGUAUUUCUCUUGAGAUCUUAAUUACCUACCUUUACAUUAAUUUAAUUAUAGCAGCUCUUCUCAUCGCUUAAUUGCAACACAUAUACCAAUUAGUUUAUGAAUAUGUGCAGUUGAUCAGGUAAAUGAAAUUAGUAGUUGCGGAAGCGCACUACUUCUAAUUUGUAUGUUAUUUAUCAUUUACAUAUAUAUAAUACAGCAUGUCGCCUUCGGACGGACUGAUUAAUUAUACAUGCA
Messenger RNA from Salvia miltiorrhiza (redroot sage), 970 nucleotides. RefSeq names its product protein MIZU-KUSSEI 1-like. The transcript has a single exon. NCBI's taxonomy places the organism in Eukaryota, Viridiplantae, Streptophyta, Magnoliopsida, Lamiales, Lamiaceae. Bases 47 to 757 code for a protein of 236 amino acids. Gene Ontology annotation, biological process: hydrotropism. The record is from RefSeq and is a predicted model, not a curated record.